AUGCCUUCGCGACCAAAACCACCGCCAGCGAGGCCCAAUCCCUUGAGGAACAUGAAGCCAAUCAAAGCUCCUAUUGCGCUCUCUCGAAAAGCUGCCAUGGGUACCGCCAGAGCAAAACCAAGACCCGCCUGUCCAAAUCCACAAUGUAGUAAACCUCAGAUCGAAGACGGUGUAUGUCAUAACUGUGGUACCGUGGUUGAUGAUUCAAAUAUUGUCGCCGAGAUUCAAUUCGGAGAAAGUAGUAGUGGUGCUGCUGUGGUUCAAGGCAGUCAUGUUGGCGCGGAUCAGGGAGGUGCACAAACUCUGGGUCCUGCCUUUAGAAGAGCUGGUGGUGGUGAAAGUAAUAAGGAGAAUACUCUUCGCGAGGGAAAGCGUAUCAUGCAAGCUUUAGCAAAUCAACUUGGAAUCUCGGAAAAUGUGGUCGGUGUUGGUCAUCAAAUCUUUAAACUUGCAUCGAUGAACAAUUUCAUUCAAGGUCGAAGAACGGAUCUUGUUGCAGCUGUGAAUGUUUUUACACUCGGUCGAUAUUUCAAAGCCCUUCACAAACAAAUUUCAUUGGCUACGGAUGGCAUUUUACCUGUCCUUCCGGAAGACUUAAUUUGGAAAUUCGCUUCGAAGCUCGAAUUCUACGAACAAACCGAAAAGGUAGCCGAUGAUGCAAUCCGUAUGGUUCGAAGAAUGAGUUUGGAUUGGAUGGUCAUGGGAAGAAGACCUUCUGGUGUUUGUGGUGCUUGUUUAAUCCUUGCAGCACGAAUGAAUAAUUUUCGUCGAACAGUCACCGAAGUCGUCUAUGUCGUCAAAGUCACAACAGCAACUAUUCAAAAGCGUUUGGAAGAAUUUAAAAGAACGCCAAGUAGUGCUCUUACAGUUGAAGAGUUUCUCAACAACGAGUUCUUAGAGUCGGCCCACGAUCCCCCUUCCUUUUACAGAAAGUCCGAGGCAUACCUCAAAGAGAUGGAGGAGAAAAACAAGAAACGUAAGCGCAAGGGUAAGGGUAAGGACAGCGCGAUUGAGAACGGAGUCGACGAAGGGGAGAUAGGGGAGGGAAAUGGUGAGAGCAAUAAGAGACAAAAAUCUACAUCUGGGACUCCUAUGCUACCAGCAGAAGUUCGACGCGAUGCAGACGGAUUUGUUAUUUCCGCCAUUCCUUCCCCAAAGGACCAAAACAUUGAUCCUCGACUUUUGGAUGAUGCCAUUGAAGAUGAAUCAGGCACCUCAUUUAACAGACUUGUCGCAGAAUUUGGUGAUGUUGAACCCGCUGACGAGGAAGCCGCGAAGGAACUCGAAGAACACGCAGGCGCACCCAAGAGAGGACCCGGUCGUCCACGAAAUGAUGAACCUCCUCUCGAAAUGCCAGAGGAAUGGCUCGCAGUAGAAGAUGAAUUGGAGCAACAAAUCACAGAAAUGGUUUCUGAUCCACAUACCCAGGAGCAUGCCAUUAGUUUCGCAAAGGCUCAAAAGAAAGCACACUAUCACCUUCUUCUAGCUGAAGCUUUGCACCCUCAGAAACACGUCAGCAUGGAUACUCACAUUGGUGAGGACGAAUUUGCCGAUGACGAAGAAGUCAUAAACUGCGUACUACCUGAUGCUGAAGUCGCUAAGAAAGAACAAAUUUGGCUUAAUGCAAAUAAAGAUUGGCUUCGCAAACAACAACAAAAGGAUUUCGAGAAGAGAAAAGCAGCUAUGGGUCCACCAAAAGUUACCAGACAGAGGAAGAAGAAGCCAAGAAUUGGAGAAGGUCAAACUAGCGUAGCUAGUACACCAGCAGAAGCAGCUGUCAAUGCGAUGAAGGAGAGAAGUUGGAGUAAAAAGAUCAACUAUGAAGCUAUAAGAGAUAUCUUUAAGACUGUGGGAACUAGAUCUGGUCCUGGUAGUGUUGCUACGAGUAAAGUUACAAGUAGAGCUGGAUCCACGGCUCCUGGCUCGGUGGCAGGUAGUGUUGCUGAUGGUGGCGAGGGAAUAAUCGAAGAGGUUGAUGAAGAUGAUGAUGUGGGUGAGCAAGGCGAGGCAGCUGGUGAUGAUUGGCGAGGAGAUGUCAAUGGAGAAGGCUACGAUGACGAGGAUGAUUAUGAUGAAGACGACGCUAUAGGUAUGGGUGAUAUUGAUGAGGAUGAGUUGUAUGGUUGA
Molecule: messenger RNA, 2127 nt
Organism: Sclerotinia sclerotiorum 1980 UF-70
Lineage: Eukaryota; Fungi; Ascomycota; Leotiomycetes; Helotiales; Sclerotiniaceae
Exons: 3
Coding region: 1-2127 (708 amino acids)
Biological process (GO): transcription preinitiation complex assembly; DNA-templated transcription initiation; transcription by RNA polymerase III
Cellular component (GO): nucleus; transcription factor TFIIIB complex; transcription preinitiation complex
Molecular function (GO): RNA polymerase III general transcription initiation factor activity; RNA polymerase III type 3 promoter sequence-specific DNA binding; TBP-class protein binding
Source: RefSeq, a predicted model, not a curated record